GAUCCAAAGCGCACUCUAACCUUCAUGUGAUUCAUUUAAAAGCGCUUGAGUUCGAGCACUGUUAUAUCACAAAAUCCGAAAGUGUCUUAGAACAAAGUAACCGUGCUUUACGCGUAUAUACAUAUUUACUAAAAUUCAAAAAUAAUAAACGUUCUGCAUAAAAAGUAAUUUACGUUAUACGAAAAUGCUUGCCUACAGCUGUUUAGUUAUUCUCGCCUUCGUGAGCUUGCCAGCUCACCUAUUGGUUAGUGCAGCAUCUGCCGAUACGGAUAACACGCCUGCAGCUCUGCCAGCAGCUACGACACCAAUAUGUGAGGAAACCGUCUGUCCGCGUCUAUAUAUGCCAGUUUGUGGCCUGGUUGAUGGUGAACAGAUGACAACGGCCUCACGCUGUGUUCUCAACAAUAAAAUCAGAUGCUCCUCGAUAUUGCAAAGAACCUUAGGCAACAAAGCUCCGACAGUAAGCUUCUUACACAACGGUCCUUGUUUGCCGAAAGCAGGUAAAAGCAGUGCAGUGCGUAGGAGUAGAGAUAUGGUCUUAGAGAGCAACGAAGAUGACGCACGUAAAGAAGAGGAUGACGCAACUAAAGCUGGCUUGGCUGAUAUGGAAGUAGAAACCGACGAUGCUGAGGUUGAAAUGGAUCGAGCGGAAGAAGAGGACGACGACAAAUAAUAACGAAAACUUUUCGAUUCGCUUGUUGAAGAGAGAUUCUUUUUUGUUUUAUACCAUAAAUGCUGUUAUGUUUGUGCCUUGUGCUUAGUAAUAGUUUAAUAAAAAGUUUUUGUUCAGAAAAUAAA
Molecule: messenger RNA, 798 nt
Organism: Bactrocera oleae (olive fruit fly)
Lineage: Eukaryota; Metazoa; Arthropoda; Insecta; Diptera; Tephritidae
Molecular function (GO): protein binding
Source: RefSeq, a predicted model, not a curated record